Xenopus laevis (African clawed frog) is the source of this 2388-nucleotide messenger RNA. It is a transcript of the gene emp3.L, whose product is annotated as epithelial membrane protein 3 L homeolog. The record is from RefSeq and is marked provisional. NCBI's taxonomy places the organism in Eukaryota, Metazoa, Chordata, Amphibia, Anura, Pipidae. Gene Ontology annotation, cellular component: membrane; plasma membrane.
CUAAUAUUAGCCAUCCAGGGGCUACUAGUUUAUGCUGGGCUUGAAUCAAAGACCUGAAGAUGAGCUUCCUACUCUUUGGUGUCACUGCCUUACAUCUCAUCAUACUGGUGAUCCUCUUCGUUGCCACACUUGACAAUUCAUGGUGGGUAUUCUCCGAAGAGGAGACUGUGAACCUCUGGUAUGAUUGCCUUCUUGACAACAACACCGGAGUCUGGUUGUGUUCAUCUGUAUCUACCAAUGAAUGGUUCCACGCGGUCCAGGCUCUCAUGGUACUUGCAAUCUUGUUCUCCAGCUUUUCCUUUAUGCUCUUCAUGUGCCAGCUCUACACCAUGCAACGAGGAGGACUAUUUUAUGCCACUGGUGUUUUCCAGAUCCUUGCAAGUCUUGCUGUAUUCUCCGGAGCUGUCAUCUACGCAACCCAUGUAACAGAUUUCCACCCAGACAGGGCAAAGACGGGCUACUUUGGCCACUGUUUUAUAUUAGCCUGGGUGGCCUUCCCCCUGAGCAUGCUGAGUGGAAUCAUGUAUAUCCACCUCCGGAAACGGGAAUAAGGCAGUCUGGUAUUUUAUUUUCUCCUUCCAAACAUCAGAGAAUAUAAUACAGGCAAGAGGAUACCAAAAAAAUAUAAAAAGAUUUGGAGAACCUCAGUGCCAGCCCUGGGAAUGGACUUCAUGCUUUUAAUUGACUCUCUCAUCUUCAUCACAAGUUUACGGAGCAGCCUUCACUCUGGCCAAGAUCUUCUCGGCUGAGCAGCAGCUUAACCCAGCUCAGUGAAUAUGACACAGAAAUAUUAAUUUGGAAAUGACUAAUGUGUCAUACGAUAUAACCGUCCCACGCAAUUUAUACAAAGCAGACGAGCCGCUACAUCACUCCACUUUUACAUUGAAAACCAGAAAUGAGUCAUUGGGAUUCCCCUGGAUCGUUUCCUCUCUAGAGCCAAGUGUUUCUACUGUCACUUUCGCAAAAGAUUUGUUGCUCUGUAUUGAGGCAAUGACGGUGAUGGAUUUUCCGGCAGAGGCGCAUUCAUUUCUUCCUGAGAAUCAACUAUCUUCCUACCAGCAACUAUCUUCAUCCACCACCGCUGAUAUUCUCCAUUCUUUUCCUACAUCGCUGUUUGGACUAAGUUGGACCAGUGCUGGUUAUUAGCACCCACAACAGGACACAACACAACACAACAGGACACAACGCAACAGGACACAACACAACAAGACACAACAGGACACACCACAACAGAACAUUAAGCAACAGGACACAACAAGACACAACACAACAGGACACAACAGGACACAACACAACAAGACACAAUUCAACAGGACACAACACAACAGGACACAACACAACAGGACACAAAGCAACAGGACACAAUACAACAGGACACAGCAGGACACAACAGGACACAAAGCAACAGGACACAACACAACAGGACACAACACAACAAGACACAACGCAACAGGACACAACACAACAGGACAUUAAGCAACAGGACACAACAAAACAGGACACAACACAACAAGACACAACGCAACAGGACACAACACAACAGUACACAACACAACAAGACACAACACAACAGGACACAACACAACAGGACACAAUGCAAUAGGACACAACACAAGACACAACACAACAGGACACAACACAAAAAGACACAACAGGACACAAAGCAACAAGACACAACAGGACACAACGCAACAGGACACAACACAACAAGACACAACACAACAGGACACAACGCAACAGGACACAACAUAACUGGAUACAACACAAUAGGGCACAUCGCAACAAUACACAACAGGACACAACACAACUGGACAAUGCUUCUCAAUAUGGCUGCUGGUCAGAAAGUCGCCGCAUGAUAUUGCCCAUCUAGUGGACACAUAUUAAUAAUUCUGUAUUUGUCACCUAUGACUUCUAAGUAACCACAUCUGAUAAGAGUACAUUGCAAUAAAGUUUUACCAAUUCCAAUAAAAGACCCGUGAGAGAAUUGAAAUAAAAUACUCAUGUUUAUGGCGACCACAUUCAGCGGUAGACAUCCUUGCUCCAUGCUUGCACUCUUAUAAGACGGUCUUCAUUAUUUUUUUUAUUUUUAUAGUUUUUUAAUUAUUUGCCUUCUGAUUAUUUCCACCUUUCAAAUGAGAGGCACUGACUAAAAAAACAAAUGCUCUGUAAGGCUACACAUCUAUUGUUAUUGCUACUUUAUAUUACUCAUCUUUCUAUUCAGGCCUCUCCUAUUUAUAUACCAGUCUCUUAUUCAAAUCAAUGCAUGGUUGCUAGGGUCAUUUGGACUCUAGAAACCAGACUGCUAAAAUCGCAACAUGAAGGGCUGAUAAAUAAAAAGCUAAAUAACUCAAAAACCACAAAUAAUAAAAAAUGAAAACCAAUUGCAAA